Molecule: messenger RNA, 1334 nt
Organism: Salvelinus namaycush (lake trout)
Lineage: Eukaryota; Metazoa; Chordata; Actinopteri; Salmoniformes; Salmonidae
Product: zinc finger protein 271-like
Exons: 4
Coding region: 132-1334 (400 amino acids)
Biological process (GO): central nervous system development; regulation of transcription by RNA polymerase II
Cellular component (GO): nucleus
Molecular function (GO): DNA-binding transcription factor activity, RNA polymerase II-specific; RNA polymerase II cis-regulatory region sequence-specific DNA binding
Source: RefSeq, a predicted model, not a curated record
UCCAGACCAAACUCACUCGGGAAAGUGGAUACAUUUUUUCGGUUUGCUCUACGAGACCUCACCAUUUCCUCGAGUUAUUUUCACCCAAUCAUUAGCUACAGAAAAUCAGUUCCAGAUCUAUCCAGCCUACCAUGUCUGAACCGGAUUCUGGUUGUGGUGUUCCAGCCCAGAGAAGCUCACAGCGGGCUCCAGAGAUGCUGUCAGUGAAGCUGGGUGACUGCAAUCAAACAGUGGAACUCAAUGUGAUUGUCAAAGACGAGGAGGAGGAGAGAGAAAUCAAUGAGGGGGAGGAGGAAGAGAGAGAGGAGGCCAGGGACUCUGUUGACUCAGGAGAGAUCCCCAACCCAGACUCGGUCAUUUCCACAGAAUCAAUAAUACCACCUGGUUGUGCGAGUUACCCUUGUCCUCAAUGUGAGAAGAGUUUCAGUUCCUCAACUAACCUAAAGAAUCAUCAAAGAGUACACACUGGAGAAAAACCUUUUGACUGCUCUGCAUGUGGGAAGAGUUUCAGUGAGAAAGUAAACCUUAAGAGACAUGAGAGAGUACAUAGUGGAGAGAAGCCGUACCACUGCACCCAAUGUGGGAAGAGCUUCAAUCAUUCUGGAAGCCUUAAGGAACACGAGAGAAUACAUACAGGGGAGAAGCCUUACCACUGCUCUCUGUGUGGAAAGAAUUUUCGUGUCGCUGGAGGCCUAAAGAAUCAUCAGAGAUCACACGGUGGAGAGAAGCCUUACCACUGCACUCAGUGUGGGGAGGGAUUCACUCAGCUAAGAAGUCUUAAAAGUCAUGAGAGAAUACCCAUUGGAGGGAAGCCUGCCUGUGCUUUCAAUGUAAUUGUCCAAGAGGAGGAGGGUGAGAGGGACAUCAAUGUGGAAGAAAAGAGAGAAGUUGAGGGAGAGGAGGACAAAAGUGCUGUAGUAGACAGUGCAUGUCAGAGCAAAAACCAAGCUAUGAGGUCGCUCCAGGACAAGUUGUCUACAGAAAUAAAGGAACUUAAAAUCAAGAAAUUCAACCAAGACAAAAAAGACAAGGCCGAGGAUAAAGUCUACUUCUGGAGAAACCCUGACAAGAGAGGUCCUGCUCCUCCUCUCCAUGGCAGACGCAGGAGGGAUGCCGCUUACUUCGAUCCAUCCCGGUCUGACCAACACUCUACAACCAGCGCCUCAUCGGCUUCCAGUGGUAGUUUUUUAUUCAACGAGAGACUGGACGGACGGAAGGGCGGAGGUGGCCGCAGGCACGCACAUCGACGAGAUGCCGCACCCGACGGGGUAAGAAGAAACGACUAUCAGAGGCAGAGGAGACCGUUCACACGGUCCCAGAACCCACGGGACUGA